This is a messenger RNA of Tetrahymena thermophila SB210, 3282 nucleotides long. Its product is annotated as CCT motif protein. The transcript has 10 exons. The record is from RefSeq and is a predicted model, not a curated record. Gene Ontology annotation, molecular function: protein binding. Lineage: Eukaryota; Ciliophora; Oligohymenophorea; Hymenostomatida; Tetrahymenidae.
AUGCGCGGAAUGUAUAAAUAAGCACACCAAAAAAAACUUGCGUCUUUCCAACAGUAACUUUGCAAAUUCCGUAAAAAAAAAACAAAUAAAAGAAAGAAAUUAAAUCCUAAAAGUUAAUAUGGGAUGACGAACAGGUAUGCAAAAACAGAAAAAUAAUAACAAAAAAUAAAGUAAGAAGGAAUCAAAGUAAGAAACAAACAAACAAAUUAAUAAAUAAAUAAAAUAAUAGAUCCAAAAAGCAAGUAGCUAGAAGCUAAAGAAAUAACAAACAAACAAACAAACAAUCAAUCAAUCAAAAAAAAUAAAAAAAGAAGAAAGAAAGAAAAUAAUAACAAUAAAGUAAAGAACAAAGAAGACAACUCCUAUCUUAGUCAUUUAAUAAUUUAAUUAAUCAAACAAUAAAUCAACCAAACAAUCGCGCAUUAAGUAGCCAAGAAAGAAAUCACAGCACAAGAAAAUAAACAAACAAACAAACUAACUAAAAAAAGAAAGAAGAAAAAGCAGCAUAAGCGAAAGACAUCCUAAUCUCACCCACUAAAAGGAAAAAAAAGGAAAACAAGUACAAAAUCAAGAAGAUAACUUCAGCAAGCAACUACUACCAAACAGAUGUAACAGAUGGAGGAUCAAGCAUACUAUUUAUAGCAUCCAUAGCAAACAUCAUAGCAAGGCAGUGCAACUCAAGGUGCCUCUUCUGCAAACUAUCAAUCUACUGGGAUGGCAGGAUAUCCUCAGAGUCAUUAGAUGUAACACAUCCCCUAUCAGAAUCCUCAUGCUCCUUAUCCAAAUCAUAUGACAGGUCCUAUUGAUUAUUCUGUGCAUCCUAGCAAUCCUCCUCCCACAGGUCCUUACCAUCCUUCUGCUUCUUCUCACUACCCCGGUCAGCUUCACCACGGAUACUCACAUCCUUCCGACCCAUAUAUGCAAUAAACCUAUUCACAAGGUCCUUACGACUAUGAUCCAACAGGCUAAAUUGGCGGACUAUAUUAUGGUACACCAAGCACCGUGCCUCUCUCAUCAGACCCAACAGGUUAAAUAGGCAGCAAUGGCUAACCUUUGCAAGGCCCAGGCCCUUAUGCAACUUAUCCAGGUUAGUUACCCCCACCAGGUCAUUACUAGCAAAAUCUUGGACUUGAUCCUAAUGCCUAAUAACCCUACGGAUAAUAUCAUCCCCAUCACUCCGCUCAUCAUCACCCAGGAGCUGCAUUCGGAACCGCUCCAGGACAACCAAUAGAUUAAAAUUACAUGGCAUUUGGACAACAAAGUUAGUAUCAUGGACCUCCAGGAAAUGGCUAUAUGCCUUUUGGUUAGCCUUUACCUAACGGAUAAUUGCACCACCACAAUCCAUAUGGUUUAAUCCAAAACCAAAACUAAAUAGGUAUAAUAGACUCCUCUAACUAAACUAGACCACCAUAGUCCUCAAUCGGAAAAGCAAGUAUAAAAAAUGAAGAACAAGCAAUGGAAAAUGAAUUACAAUUAAUCAAUUCUUUAGGUGAUUCUUAAAGUUAGCAAGAAGAUAAGAUUAAGUAAGGUGGAUCAAACUAUUUAAUACCUAGUUAAUAUGACUAACAACCUCCUUAUCCUUACUAUUUAAGCAAUCAGUCAUACGGAAUUCAAAAAAAAGAUGAUUUAAUGGGAUAAAAUCAAUAUUUCUAAGGAUAUCCAUAAUAUCCAACUGGUUAAUACCCUCCAGGUUCUUAAUAAAGCAUUCCAUCAUUAUAAAAUGCAGCAUCUUCAACAAGUAUAAAAGAUAAAGAGGAUCCUUCAAAGCGUUAGCCAAAUAGUCCAGGUAGAAGAAAAACAAUCAAAAAAGGUUCUCCAACCGGAAAUACUGAGCCUUCUUCACCUGCAUCUCCUAGAGGAAGAAAGAGAAAAAAUACUGCAAAAUUAGAUUAACCCUAGCCUGAGAGCACUUAAAACUUAAAUUAAGGAUUAAUUAAUUAGCAAUAACAACAACAAUUUGGUUUGCAUUUGGUCAAAGUCUCUAAUUAAGAUUAGCAAAAAAAUAUGGGAUACCCUGGAUAACCUUACUACUAACCAGUUAAUGCAUUAGGAAAAGUUAUGAUAGAUCCAAAUACCUAGCAUAUUAGCGGAAUCGAUUAGAAUUCAUUACAAAGACUAAAGGAAUUACCCACAGAUUUUAAUAUGAACGAAUUUACUGCUGUUUAUGACGAUCAAAAGCAGAUUGGAUCAAUUAGCAAAGAAGAAAGAAAGCAAAAGAUUAAAAAUUACUAGGACAAAAGAAAAAGAAGAUCUUGGUAAAAGAAAAUUUCUUAUGAUGUAAGAAAGAAAGUAGCAGAUGGUAGACUUAGAGUUAAAGGUAGAUUCGUCACCAAAAAGCAAGCCAUGGAGAUGUUAUCAAUUAAUGGCAAAGAAGAAGACUAUACUAUGGACUAACUAAAAGAAAUGCUUAAGCAAUAAGGUAUUUAAGCAAACGGUGGAGAAGAAGACUCAAAGAGUCCUACUCUACCUAAGAAGAAAAAUCAAAGCUAACCAGGAACAAUAGUAUCUCUAAAACCAGGUGAUGAUGAUGAGGAAGAAGGAUAUGGUAGCGGAGGUGAAGUACAUAGUGAAGAACUUCCACCCUCAGAAGUUUUGCCUAUCAUAAGAGGAAAAAGCUGUGAAGAUAUUCCUAAUAAGGAAGACUAUUUCCAAGGCUAAGGAGAAUUUAAUUAUCAAAACAUAGUGUAAGGUAGUUUAGCAAGCAAUAAUACAAGUAAUAAUAACAGUUUGAAUGAAAAGUAGCUUCAUUUAAAAUUAGAAUAAAAUUAAAUUGAAAGCAAAUAAUAACUUUAAUAAUUCUAGUAAUUAUAAAAUUAAUAAUCUUACAGCUCCAAAACAUAAUCAUAGUCUUAAUCACCUGUUAGAUCACCUAAAAAACAAAACGGUGGAUUUUAAAGCAAUAACACUGUCAAAUUUAUGGAAUAAAACCAAGGUCAUUAAAUUUAAAACGUAAAUUAAAUUGAAAAUAGUAAUAAUAACAAUAUAAAAAAUGUGAAUGGACAUUCAUCGUAUGCUGAUUUAUAAAAUGGUGAAUCUCCUUAACAUUCAUAGAAUAAUAUUCUUAGUUAAGAGAUGGCAGACUAAUUUGGAAAUCUAAACAUUAAGUCUCCAGAUCAAAAGUAAAAAAUAAUGUAAUAAAAAAAUAAUCCUUAAUUGCUAAAUCUAAACCAAACAGAAUAAUAAUUUUUCGGAAAUAAUCAGGCUAGCUAAAACUAUAAUUUAUACAACUAAUAAUAAUAUAAUGGAAAUAACACUGGUUAUCCCAUUCAUCAAUAGCAAUGA